This is a messenger RNA of Episyrphus balteatus (marmalade hoverfly), 6815 nucleotides long. It is a transcript of the gene sle, whose product is annotated as transcriptional regulator ATRX. NCBI's taxonomy places the organism in Eukaryota, Metazoa, Arthropoda, Insecta, Diptera, Syrphidae. The record is from RefSeq and is a predicted model, not a curated record. The coding region runs from base 174 to 6626 and encodes 2150 amino acids. The transcript is spliced from 8 exons.
UUUCAAAAAGCAAGCGUUUGCUUCGGCUUCGUUUCGAUUUAUCAGUGCGUGAUUAUUCAAGAAUUAAAAUUUUUUUUGUUACUGUAAACAUCGAUAAUCAUUUAAUAACUAUCAUAUAAUUAUUUGUCAUAUUGUUUAAUUGUACUGAAUAAGAAAACAAAACUAAUUUCACGAUGCCUACAGCAGAGAAUGCGGAACCCACUGGUGGUCGAGUGACUCGUUCUCUCCGAAAACGUUUAACAUCUAUCGACAGUGAUGUACCCAGUAGGCCUGGAACUCCCAACAACAUCAAUCUUCAAACAAUUCCAGAAAUAAAUACUCCAACAAAACGUCUAACUCGCAGAGCUUCUUUAACUCUUAGUAACUCUGCUGCUCUUACACCUUCCAAAGCGAAGAAUCUGGUUGAAAAUGUAGAAGCAUCUAAUACACCAGGUCGCAGGCUUACACGACGACGCAGCGUUAAUAUUUCAGAGUCAGAAGACCAAUCAGUACAAUCAAUAGUAAAAAAUCCAACAAUUUCUGUUGUAAAAGAAGAACCUGAAAGUCCAAAAGAAAAACCACAACGAGUCUUACGUUCAUCUUCAAGAUCUCCAAAUGACCCAGAAAAUACAAAGAAAAAUAAAAACGCAUCGUCGAAAAAAACAACAAAAAAAGAAGAACCAGAAAUUAUUAAUCUAGACGAUACCGUUGAAAUGGAAACUUUGAAACCACAAAGUACCAAGAAAAAGACUAGAGUAUCCAUUAAAAAAGAGAUUAUCAUUGAUGAGUUGGAAAAAGAGAAAUCUGUUUCUAGUAAUGAAGUAACACCAACAAAGAAUUUGGAAACUUUAUCAGUUACAGAGAAGAACUCAAAUAAGAAGAAACUUAUCGAAGAGAAAAGCCCGAAAGACAAUGAAUCCGAUAACUUAAAAGACAAAAAACGCUUGAGCGGAACUGGUACUCCAGCAAAAUCCUCAAAAUCUCCAAAAUCUGCUUCAAAAAAAGAACCUAUACAAAAACAAUUAACCCCAGAAAGACCAAAUUCUGAUAUGGGUAGUGCAAAGAAGAACAAAAGUGCACAAAAAGAAUCCAAGUCUUCACCAAAGGUCUUUCAAAAAAUUCGAUCAUCACCAGAAAAUUCUGCCAGUAAGAAAAAUAAUUCAAAUAGUCCUCAAGAGGAAGGCAUCCGUCGGUUUUUUACAAUAACAAAACAAGCAAGUCCAGCAGCAGUUAAAAAUAGUCCACAAAAGAAAAACCACCCAGAACCACUAAAAAAUGUUGCAUUCAAUGAAGCAGACGAUGAAAACACUGAGAAAAGUGUCUACCCAAAGACACCAGGAUUAGUUAAAAGCAAAAGUUACAUAUUAGAUGCUUCAAAUGAUGUAAAUGUCGAUAAAGAUGACACUUUCAAAUCGACCAAAUCCAAGAAAGAUCAUACUUUUAAAGACAGCUCUGAUGAAGAGGAGCAGGAGGAGGAAGAAACAGCAGCUCUUAGCUCAAAAACACCUUACAAAUUGAAAGUUAAGGCGGUUGAAAGUAGUACACCUAUUCAAAAUAGUUUGCCAAAGCAAAACAAAACAUUGGAAACUGAAAAGGAAAAAGAAAAGUCAGCUAAGGAAGUUUGCUUUUCUUCUUCUGAUGAUGAAGAAGAAAAGGAUGCUGUUGCUUUUCCAAAGUCGUGGACUCAAUCGGUGUCUGGAACAACUCGCGACACAUCAAAAAUCGAUUGCAUUGUUUCGGAGAAAUCACUGUCAAAGAAAGAAGCAGAAGCCGCUAAUAAAUCAAAAAGCAACACAUCUCAAAAUAAAUCACAAAUCAACGCAUCCCAGAAUAAAUCACAAAGCAAGAACACCCCAAACAAACCACCAAGCAACACAUCACAUAAUAGCAGUCAAAAUAGAUCCCAUCUAUCUCAUAGAUCCCGUCAAUCGGAAAUUUCUGACGCCGAAGAUGAUAUGCUAGAAGAAGAUGAUGAAGAUUUUAUUGACGAUGAUGAUGAGGAAGAUGAAAAUAGAAAUGCAGAAAAAACUAUCUUCAUAGAUGAUGAAGCAAUGGAAGUUGCUGAGGGUGAAGAAUCAAUGGACGAAGAAGAAAGAGCAUAUUUGGAAGAAAAUGAAAUCCCAGAAUAUGGUGAAUCAAUUGGUAGUCAGGAUAGCGAAGAAGAAGAAGAUGAUGAUGCCGUCGAUGAAGUACCCGACGAAGAAGAUGAUGGAUUCAUUGUUUCUGAUACAGAACCUAUUGAGGAACUUUUAAGUUCAGAAAAUGAAUUGGAAAAAUCUAAAGACAAAAAAUACAAACGAAUUGUUCAAGCAUCUGAUACAUCGGAGGAUGAACGUGAAGGAAAUCCUGGUGCCGAUAAGAAAGAUGACACUGAUCUUUGUUUAUUAGUUGAGUCUUCGUUUGAAGUUGAUAAAUCAUUAAAAAAGGAUAAAUCUUUGAAUGAAAGCAGUCAAAUUAAUAAGUCAUUUCAAGAGAUUGUUUCAGAAAAGAAGAAUGAUGAAAACGAAGAAAAUAGCAAAGAUGUGUCAUCUCCUAAAAUUCAGAAUGAAGAAGACAUUUCUAAGAACAAUGGACCAAGAAAAUCAGAAGUCAAAAAUGCUUCAUCCAAUGACCAAUCUGUUAAAGAACAAAACAAGUUGGACAACAGUAAGCUUAACCAUAUUGAAAUUGAUAAUAAUAAUUAUUCAGACAUGGAAGAGGCAGAUGAUGAAGAAAAAGAAGGUACAACUUUGAACCGAACCAAGCCACAAAUUUUAGAAAAUAUUAUUCUUUCACACAAAAUUGAACAAAACCCAAGUGUCUUGAAAUCACCUGCUAAGUCUCCAAAGCGAAAAUCAUCAUCAUUCACUUUAUCUGGCAGUGAUCAAAUAAACACUGCAAAAGAUUCUAGAAAAUCAGUGGAAAAGAUUGAUGAUGAUUCUGCGAGAAAAUCUAUUGAUGCCUCUGCAAAUGUGCAGAAUUUGAACAACAGCAGCAGAAAGUCUUUUAAUAAAAUUGAAAAUUCAGUUAAUGCAACCGAUUCACCAUCGAAAAAAGCAACAAAAACGAGAAAAAUAAGUACUAUGUCUGUUGGAGAGGAGACUGAUGAUUCCUCAAACAUUUCAAAGCGAAAAUCUUCAGCUUUUGGUGGUCAGCAGGAAGAUAUACUUAAAUCUCCUAAAGCUUCGAGAAAAUCAAUGAACAAAAGUAUGGCUUGUAAUGAUGAUGAGUCCAACUCAAACAGCAAAUCAUUGAAAGAGUCAAGAAAAUCUAUUAGCAAAGCUAUUGAUAUAUCUGCACACGAAGAAACACUCAAUGUUAGUCAAAAAAGACACUCUAUUGAUAACUCAAGCAAAAAUGCAUCCACAAAUGAGGAAAAAGAAAAUUCCAAAACUGAAAAACCAACAAACGAGUCUAGAAAAUCACUUAUUAGAACCUCAACCGAAGAAGACACAAAUGAGGCCGAAGAGCAACAAAGUACAUUGGAAAAAACUAAAUUGUCAUUAGAUGAAGGAUCUGAACCCGAAGAAACUUUGUCAGCAUCUGAAAAUCCAUUAGAUAUUUCGACUGCUAAGACGUCACUCAAUACGUCGAAAAAAUCAAGAAAAUCCAUGGAAAGAAACAGCUUUUCUUUACAAAAUGAAAAAUUAAACGAUUCAAAAACACAGCAGCGUCGGAAGUCGAUUGCUCAACAAAGUACUGUUGAAAAUGUUUCCGAAAGUUCUGCUGGGUCAGAACAUGAAGAAGAAAUUGCAAACAAAUCUGUUGGAAGAAGGAAGUCAAUGGCUCCGGAACAAAGCAUUAACCAGAAUGUUUCUGAGAGCUCUUCUGAGUCAGAAGAAGAAGAAAAGAUUGCAAACAAAUCUGUUGGAAGGCGAAAGUCAGUUGCUGUGGAACAGUCUGAAGAAGAAAAGAUUGCAAACAAAUCUGUUGGAAGACGAAAGUCAAUUGCUCCAGAACAAAGCUUUGUCCAAAAGGUUUCCGAGAGCUCUGCUGAGUCAGAAGAAGAAGAAAAGAUUGCAAACAAGUCUCUUGGAAGGCGGAAAUCAGUUGCUGUGGAACAGUCUGAAGAAGAAAAGAUUGCAAACAAAUCUGUUGGAAGACGGAAGUCAGUUGCUCCAGAACAAAGCAUUACCCAAAAAGCUUCCGAGAGCUCGGCUGAGUCUGAAGUAGGAGAAAAGAUUGCAAACAAGUCUCUGGGAAGGCGGAAGUCAGUUGCUGUGGAACAGUCUGAAGAAGAAAAGAUUGCAAACAAAUCUAUUGGAAGACGAAAGUCAAUUGCUCCAGAACAAAGCAUUGUCCAAAAGGUUUCCGAAAGCUCUGAUGAGUCAGAAGAAGAAGAAAAGAUUGCAAACAAGUCUCUUGGAAGGCGGAAGUCAAUUGCUGUGGAACAGUCUGAAGAAGAAAAGGUUGCAAACAAAUCUAUUGGAAGGCGAAAGUCGAUUGCUCCAGAACAAAGUAAUAUUGCCGAACCAGAAAGCGAAACUUUAAACAAGUCUGGACGACGAAAAUCAAUUGCUCCAGAACAAAGUUUCGUCCAGAAUGUUUCUGAGAGCUCUGCUGAAUCCGAAUCGGACGAAGAAGAAAAUAAUGAAAAACUAUCUCUUGAAAUAACUGACAAUGAAAUGGAAGAAAGUUCGCAAAACGAUCCAAAUGAAGUAGAAGCACAAUUUUCUGAUGACGAAGAAAAUGCCGCCUCGGACACAACUAUGUCAAGUUUCCUUGGUGAAGAUGACAGGGGUAGUAAAAAUAAUUCAUCACGUAGAAAGUCAAUUGUUGCUAAUGAAAGCAAAUUGGAUGAAACAUUCCAAUUAGAUCCAAAGACCAGUCUUUCAUCUUCAUUGCAUGAUAGCUUACAUCGUAGUGUUUUGCGAAAGUCUCUCAAUCAGAGUCAAAAGCGAAGAUUAACAAUAGACGAAGGAAAUACAAAAGAUGAGGAAGAAGCUGAAGAAAAUCAUUCAAGUGAAUCCGAGGAAGAAAAUGACUCAUCAGAUGAUGAAAUCAACAUCAAAAAGAAGAUUGUCUCCGAAAAGGGGUUAAGUGUAUCGUUGAGUAGUAUUCAAAUAAAGAAGAAAAAGGUCAAAGAUGCUAAAGCAAUUCGUAAUUCGUUCACAAUUGGUGUUUCGGUUCGAAAGAAUUCAUCAGAAGAUGAAGAUUCAUCGGAGGCUGUGGAGGCUGAAAAUAAAGAUAAUGUUGAAAAUAAUGCUUCUUCAGAAAAUGAAGAUGUUGCUGCAGAUAAUCAAGCUUCAUCUUCAUCAGAAAGUAAUCUCCUAAAUGAAAGUGAGACAGAAGUUUUGGAAAAAGUUAAAAAUGUCCAAAGUGUUGGACCUUACAAAUCAAGGAAAUCGAUGUCAAAUUCUAUACUCUUAGCUCCACAACAAUCACAAAAAGAUAUCAAACAAAAAAGUGGAAUUAAACGCACAAGUUUGUAUCUACAAGAAGAUACAGCAUCGAAUUCGUUUGUUGAAAACUUGGCCGAAGAGAAAAAGAAAAUUAAACAACAAAAGAGGAAAUCUAAUAGUUUCUGUGGAGUUGUUGAACCUUCGGUUGAAGAAGAGGAUGGUGAUAAAGUUCAGCCACCAGAGCCAAGAUCUGAGAAAAAGCUAAAGAAAUCUUCAGAAUCAGAACAUAAGAAAGUAGAUGUUAAAAAUGUACUCAAUCGAUGUGAACAAAUGUUGGAGGCUGCUAAUGAAGCUAAACGCCAAGCUAAAUUACAAUCCAAAAAGGUGAAAGUUAAGAAACCAAAAUGGAUGGACAAGGAAGAAGAAGAACCCAAAAAGAAAGAGGACGAGGUUGAGAUUCCAUUGGUUAGCAAAAAAGAAAUCAAACGCAAAGAAAAAAUGAAGAAGGAACUAGAAAAGGCUCUCAAGCAAUCAGCAUCUGUUCUAACUAAGGCUGCCAAACCUGCGAUAAAAGCUAAACAGAAAAAUGUUCCUUCAAUAGAUGAAACCAACAGUGUCAAUCCAUCAAAGCGACUGGAGACCGAGUUCCUAGAAUCCCUUGUGGAAACGUCGUCAAGUACAAAUAAGAAAAAAGCAAAAGCAAUUGAAACUACUCCACCAUCAGAUAAGGAAAAUUCCAAGAAAAAAUCAAAUAAACAAAAGUACAGAAUCGAAGAUAUACACAAAAAAAUCGAAUCAGAUAUAGAAACUUUAGAGACUGCAUGCGGCACAGUGAUCGUUGAACCAUCAACUCCACAAAAACUACGCAUUCAACGUGGUUUUCGUGAAAGUCCAAAAACACCAGUUGGAUUCAAAAUUCAAAACCUGGAUUCCGCUGAUAAACGAUCAAAUAAAAAAUCUCAUCGCAAAUUAAAAACAACAUCAGGUUCAUUUGUCGAAGAAGAUCUUAACAAAUCGAAAAAGAAGCGCAAAAUCGAGGAACCAGUAUAUACACUUCCAAAGACCCAAUGGACACCAUCGGGAGUAUUUGUUGAGGAAGACUUACCAACUCGUCCAUUGGCAAAUUCAACAGCUACACAAUUUUUAGUAGCUUCUUUGGGCAGUGAUAAAAAACACAAGUCUUCAUCGACAGGUGUUGUAUCAACGAAUACAUUUAAUAAAGCAAUGAAUUUUAAGCAAAAUGCUCUUAAAACAGUUAAGCGGCAACAGCCAAGAGAGAUUAUGUUUUCAAAGCAACGCAAAAUGGCCAAUAAUAAUAAGUUUUAAUUUGAGCUUGCAGGAAACACAACAUGUACAAGUUAAUCGAUUUCUGUUAUUUAUUAUAAAAAAAAACACGGAUGGAUUGCCGGAUAUCCGUUUGUGAGUUCAUGUUUAUAUCAAAAGCAAGUUUGUUUAUGUUUGUUAUAUUUAGUUUUUACUAUUAAGUUUUUUUUUAAUAAAUACCAAUUAAUUGUA